AUGAUAGAGAAAAAAACAUCAUUAAUUAUUGAACGUUUAUUAGCGUUUAAAGAAUUUUCACCUCUUAUAACUAUUUCCGAUACAAUUUUACAAUCAUCAUGGCCACUUAUUUUUCAAUUUUUAAAAAAAGCAAAAUACAAAAAUAUUAUAUCAAUACACAUAAAAACAGAAAUUAGCAUCGUAGAUCAAACAAUUAGUGACCAUAGCAUAUCAUUAUUUUAUAUAGAAAAUAAAAAAAUUAAAAAAAAAGACAUUAUAACAAUAAUAGACAAUAUUCAAGAAAUAUGUUCAAAAUACGAAUCAUGUCAAAAAUUUGUCAUACUUAUAGAUUCUAUUAAUGUAUAUAAUAUAUCACUAAAUAUUUCAGAAAUAAUAACAUCAAUUCUCUCACUGCAUAUUUCAAAAACUCUAAUUCAAAUAUAUCACUCAUCAAUAAAUCUUCCAAAAUCAUACCCUACAUAUAUUCCAUCACCACUAGAAUUAUUAUCAUAUAUUUCAACAACAAUUAUUUCAGUUCAUUCAUUAUCUCAUGAAUUAGCUACUAGAAAUGCAAAAGAUAAAGCAUUAACAACACCAAUUGAAGAUGACUCUUUUAUUGAAGGCACAAUUGUUCCUUUAGACUCAAACGAUGAGUCAAAGAUAGUUAUUAGUAUUGAGCAUCGCCGUAAAAGUGGGAGAGGUAUACAUGAAAAAUCAGUUUUAAUUAUAAGAUCAGGCACUUUACUAUCUAUUACAGAUGUCGAAGAAUUCAAAAAAACAAACUACAUUAUUAGAGAUGAAAUAAAUGAAAAUUUAAAUGCUAAUUUCACAUUAACACUCACAGAUAAACAAAAAAAACAAAAAGAAAAAUUAAUACUUCCAUAUUUUAAAUCACAAACUAUUAAUCAAAAAAGUUCAAUAUAUUAUAGUCCAGACCCGGAAGAUGACAUAGACGAAGAAGAUCCGGAUAGUGAUUUACUAUUAUAA
Messenger RNA from Pneumocystis jirovecii RU7, 966 nucleotides. Its product is annotated as Elongator subunit IKI1. Gene Ontology annotation, cellular component: cytosol; elongator holoenzyme complex; nucleus. The transcript is spliced from 5 exons. NCBI's taxonomy places the organism in Eukaryota, Fungi, Ascomycota, Pneumocystomycetes, Pneumocystales, Pneumocystaceae. Gene Ontology annotation, molecular function: tRNA binding. Bases 1 to 966 code for a protein of 321 amino acids. Gene Ontology annotation, biological process: tRNA wobble uridine modification. The record is from RefSeq and is a predicted model, not a curated record.